GGCGGCAUCGGCCCCGCCAUCAGCCUCCACCUCGCCAUCCUCGGCGCCCGAAUCGUCAUAUCCUAUCUCGGCGACCCAACCCCCGCCGACACCCUCCUCCUCUCCAUCAACUCCCUCCAUCCCUCCCUCUCCUCCCCACGGGCCAUCAAACUCGAGACCGACGUGACCGAUGAAGCCCAAGUCACUGCCCUAUUCGACAGGGCCCAACAGGCCUUCGGGCCGAACAUUCACAUUGUGGUAACCAGUGCAGGAGUCCAGGAUCCAACCUAUCCGACCAUAAUAAACACGUCGUUGGCCCAAUGGGAGAAGGUGUUUGACGUUAACGCAAAGGGGACAUUUUUAUGUUGCAGGGAGGCGGGGAGGAAGUUGGUGAGGGGGGGAGGGGGGAGGAUAGUGACGAUGUCGUCGUCGACGGUCGGGUCGAUAAGGGAGGGAUACGGGGCGUAUUCGGCGACGAAGGGGGCGAUAGAGGUGAUGACGAGGGUGAUGGCGAAGGAGAUGAGGGGGAUGGGGAUAACGGCGAAUGCGGUGGCGCCGGGGCCGGUUGUGACGGCGAUGUUUUAUGGAGGGAAGACGGAGGAGAUGGUGAGGGCCGCGAGGGAGUUGAGUCCGAUGGGGAGGUUGGGGGAGCCGAGGGAUGUGGCGGCGGUGGUGGGGUUUUUGGUGAGUGAUGAGGGGGAGUGGGUUAAUGGGCAGGUUAUAAGGAUUAAUGGGGGCUAUGUUUGAGGGGUUAAUGUGUAUGCUUUGUGCUUUUGGGGGUGAUAAGAAUAUGUUAUAUUCCCAUGGAAUUAUUAUUAUUAUUAUUAGGGUUUAGGGUGAGUUAUGUGAGUUAUCAUGAUACUCUACUGAAUUUUCCUAUAU
Molecule: messenger RNA, 861 nt
Organism: Phalaenopsis equestris
Lineage: Eukaryota; Viridiplantae; Streptophyta; Magnoliopsida; Asparagales; Orchidaceae
Product: short-chain type dehydrogenase/reductase-like
Exons: 1
Molecular function (GO): oxidoreductase activity
Source: RefSeq, a predicted model, not a curated record